CUAUACUAUUAUGCUAAUGAGGGCCGGGAGCGAGGCCGCCCAUUGGCCCGGCCGCGGAGUCCAUUUCCCAUUUGAAGCCUGACGUCAAGACCGCUAUAAAACUCAGCAAUGCUUUUAAACUCUCCGGCCGGAUGAAACCUUUUGAAAAUAUUUUUCAUCUUCUCGCCGUAGCUUUGGGCUGGAGAGUUUUGAUUUUUGUGUUGUUUUUUUUCUUCCCUUUUCUUUUUUCCUUUUUUUUUUUUUCCUUCACCCCCUUUUCAUGAUUAUUCCGACUCGAGUGACCACGUUGCCUUUUUUUCCUUAUUAUUUUUUCCUUUUUUUUUGAAUUUUUCCUUUUUUUUUUCCUUUUUUUUUUUUUGCGCGUGUGUGUGUCUCUCCUUCCCUCCUCCUCCUCUUUUUUUUUUCUUCCCCCCCCCCUCCUCUCCCCGAUGAAACCUCUCCUGGCUUUGCACUUGGGAUGAAAAAAGACCCGAGGAAAAGGAUGAAGUGUUAAAAAUAACCAAAAAAAAAAAAAAAUUAAGACUAAUACCAACCCCCCCACCCCCAAAAAACCAACCACCACCGAGCAAAAAAAAAAAAAAAAAAAGCAAGCAACCUUAUUUGCAGCAACAGCUGCGAGAGACUCCAACCUUGAUGCAAAAAGGCGACUAGAAAGAGGCGCUCGGGGCUGAUGCAUCAUCAGUCUCCGAGACUCUGCGAAGGAGAAGCGGGAGCGAGAAGCAGCGGUGCAAUUUGGAGCGCGGCUUUGCAAGGGGCUGGUGGAGAGAGGAGAGAGAGAGAGAGAGAGAGAGGAGGAAAAAUAGCCCUCGCAAAUCAUCAAGCUGGCUCACCCGGCGGCAACUCCGAGCAGCCCCCUCGCUCCUGGCGUGCACCCUUUCUGGAGGACUGUCAGCAGCAAAAGGAUGGCAUCAGAACUGGCAAUGAGCAACUCCGACCUGCCCACCAGUCCCCUGGCCAUGGAAUAUGUUAAUGACUUCGAUCUGAUGAAGUUUGAAGUGAAAAAGGAGCCGGUGGAGACCGAUCGCAUUAUCAGCCAGUGCGGCCGCUUGAUCGCUGGGGGAUCCCUCUCUUCCACCCCGAUGAGCACGCCCUGCAGCUCGGUGCCCCCUUCCCCGAGCUUCUCGGCGCCCAGCCCGGGCUCUGGCACGGACCAGAAGACCCACCUGGAAGAUUAUUACUGGAUGACCGGCUACCCGCAGCAGCUCAACCCAGAGGCGUUGGGAUUCAGCCCCGAGGACGCGGUGGAAGCGCUGAUCAACAGCACCCACCACCCGCUCCAGAGCAGCUUCGAUGGCUAUGCUAGAGGGCAGCAGCUGGCCGCCGGCUCCGGGGGCUCCAUGCCCGGCGAAGAGAUCGGCUCCGCCGCCGCCGUGGUGUCCGCGGUGAUCGCGGCGGCCGCGGCGCAGAACGGGGCCCCCCACUACCACCACCACCACCACCCGGGCGGCCACCACCACCACCCGCCGCCGGGCAGCGGGCAGUCCAGCAGCAGCAGCAGCAGCAGCAGUAGCAGCAGCAGCAGCAGCAGCAGCACCGGGGGAGGCGGCGGCGGCGGCGGCGGGGGUCUGCACCACCAGCACCACAGCAGCAGCCUGCAUUUCGACGACCGCUUCUCGGAUGAGCAGCUGGUGACCAUGUCCGUGCGGGAGCUGAACAGGCAGCUCCGGGGGGUGAGCAAGGAAGAGGUCAUCCGGCUGAAACAGAAGAGGAGGACCCUCAAAAACAGGGGCUAUGCCCAGUCCUGUCGCUUCAAGAGGGUCCAGCAGAGGCACGUCCUGGAGUCCGAGAAGAACCAGCUGCUGCAGCAAGUCGAGCACCUCAAGCAAGAGAUCUCCAGGCUGGUCCGGGAGAGGGACGCCUACAAGGAAAAAUACGAGAAGCUGGUCAGCAAUGGCUUCAGAGAAAACGGAUCCAGCAGCGACAACCCUUCCUCUCCAGAGUUUUUCAUGUACCCGAGAGAAUCUUCUACAUCGGUGAUGUGAAAAUCCCUGUUGCCUGAGGUCAAAAAAGGCCUUGUAUUGUAUGAACAGACAUCAGAGUUUCUUGCCCGGUCAUGGAGCUGACAACACCAAGGAUGAUUUUUGCAGGGAAGAAGUACAGCCGGGAACAGUGAACCCUCCUUCCAGAGUUUCCCGAGGGCCUUGGCAAUGCACGGGGCAGGCCAGAAUAGGACUCUUCCACUGCAGGUCCCCGUACGGGGUUUAUGGACUGCGGCAUUUACCGUUGCUCUGCCCUUAGACUGAGACUCAGAUGUACCUUACAGCCGUGCUGACACGGCACGGUGGCUGCCGUAAAUGGUUUUCUCUGAAUGUUCAUUCAUUUGUGUUUUUAAGGGAAUUUGCUUCAGCUGUCUCUGCUUCUGCCUUCUGUCUGAGCUUUAAAGCAAAUGACUUUAACUAGCGGGAGUGUUCACUGAAAGGGCUUCCCAGAGACAAAUAUGCAAAUGUUCGUGGGAAAAUUCAUUUUAAAUUUGCACGUGACAGAAGACUCCAGCUAUUCAUCCAGUCAGGAAGACAGAAACAACUGUCACGUGAUUUAGCUGACCAGUCGCAACCUGAAUAUUUGCAUGCGUGCAGUCAGCCUAUUGUAAACUUUGGGGAUAUUGGUUGAAUCAAUUCAAGCAGCAAAUAUGUGUAAUGAAAUGGCAAUCUGCUUGUGGAUAUCUUGUGCAUAGAAAAGAGACUACAUGUGUUGAAUAAUUUUAUCACGGGAAAUUAUUUACCCAGCAAUGCUGACACCCAGGUAUUUCUUUUGAGCCACUUGCAGCAUAUAGUAGGAAUCUGCGGUGUAACCAUAAUAGGAUCGUAAUUUGGCUUUGUGUUUGAACAGUUUCUCUAUCUCUAGGCACUUGAUUAAAUAGAUGACAAAAACCAUACCCCGUCAGGUUAAGUGACUUGCCCACAGUCAUAAAGCAGUUCAGUGGCAAGGUAGCAAUAAAUCCAAAAUCUCCUCAUUUCAGACAUUAGUUGUAGCCACCAGAUGGAACUGCACCUGUCUGGACAGAUUAUUCUCUGUGGAUCGGAUCAGGAUUCAGAGCAGGAGUCUGGACCUUGUCUCAGUAUAUCCUUGGGAAGGUCACAUCUUCUCCAGGUCUUAAUUUUACCCACUUGUAAUAACAGCAGAGAGCAAUUUUGUGGGGAUUCAGGUUUUCAGAGUUGUGAUGGGUUCUUUAUGUCUGAAGUGCUUAAAUCAGGAUUGGAUAUUUUGCUAAAAUAUACGUCCUCACUCAACCAGAAGCCAUGGAUGGGCUGGACAAAAAAAAUGUGUAGGGAAAUUCUUUGGCUUGCCUGGUGCAAGAGUUUGGCUUAGAUGAUCUCUGAAUCUUUGAGGUUGAAUACUCUUUAACUGCUUUCUGUUCCUCAAAUGCAAGGACACUACAAAUGUAGUACAAAAUAUUAGCCUUUCAGACUGGGCCAUGUAGGGCAGGGAAUACUUUUUUCCUCCAUACAUCUGCCUAAAAGUAUUUGCCACUAAUGAAAUAACGUGGAGGCCAAACAACUCCAUUGGAUUCUAUGGCCAGAGAAGAGCACACAGUAAUGUUUGAGCUAAAUGAAUGCCAACAAACAGAGGUUGACAAAGUAUUUAAAAGAUAAACUAGGCCCAUGUUACUGAGUACUUUUAAAGGAAGCAAUAAAAUCUUAAACAUUGAUUUGGUACUUUACUGGAAGCCAACAGAGAUUGAAAAUAGUGGUUCCAUGCUGAAACGUGUGGCUUCAGGAAAAAUCCUUGUAUUUGGGUGGGAUAGAUCUCUCUCUUCUGGGAUCCCUGCUACGCACAAAGUGGGGCAGAGUUAUUGGUUGCUAUUUCCAAGGUCUUCUUGUCUGCCAGUGGUUUCAGACAAAGCCUUUGGUAUGGUGACCAAAGGAUGUUUUCAGAUACGUACACAUUUGUGCAUGCACACACAUGUGCACACGUGUGUGCACGCGUGUAAAUGCAUCCAUGGAAAGUGCCUAUCUUUGGAGAGCAUCAAAACCAUUAUUGCUGCAUGGAGCAAUUCUGUGUAAUCCCAUGGUAUUCGUGAUGGGAAAUCUACUAUCCAAAGGUGCCCUCUCCAUUUACUGGUGCUCCAGCUAGCUCCAUUGCUUUUUUAAGGCACGGUUGGGGCAACAGUUCUCCGGCCAACAGUGUAGACCAAGGGUAUCCCACCAGAGCCAGGACAGUUGGCAGUCCGAGCUCUUGUACAUGCUGUGUGAAAUGCAUGCCGUUCCCCUGAGCUUACAGACACAGUUACAAAUGAAGCAAAAAAUGGCAGGAAUGACAUUCUCAUGCUAACUUUAGUGCGUCCCCAUUUGUAUAGCUGAUGUUAUGUCAUCAAGUCCACCUGGCUUUUCAGGCUCUACUAACUUGGCCAGAAAAAUACUGCUGUAGGCUGAGACCUUAGCACGGAAGAUUUCAGGUCUAUCAUCACUUUCUAUUUACCUGUUUAAUCAGGGGUAACGUCCAUUGGGGCAUUUUUAAGUGAUUUUAGUGGAAAACCUGAGAUUGCAUGGGUGUAAAGUGCUUUUUAGUUUGCCUUGGCAUAGCUUUAAAAUCGAUGUUUAAAAAGCACUUGGCUGUGAAUAAACAUAAUAGAGUAAAAUGGCUGCACAUGCCAUUUAACACCAAUGGCUUCCCCGCUAAUCUGUGCAGGGAGAAGCAGCUGAAAGCUUGGAUCUCUCCCUUUCUCCUUACUCCCUCCGUGUGGACUCGGUUACAUCUCCCUCAUUAGUUCCCUCUUCCCCGGUGCCCUGUGAGCAGAGGGCUGUCUGGAAAGAAUGAGGUAGGUUAUAGGUUGGCUUGGGGAAACUUUUCAUAGUCCCCUCCAGUAAAUCUGCAGAGACUUUCCUAGGCUCUGGAAGCCCUCCAAACUAAGCACCUCGUUUUUCAUGGUAUCGCUGGGGUGGCCGCUAGGAAAAGACAUGCAAACAGUCUGAUUCCAGUCAAGCUCUUGGUGGUGGUAGUCAUGGUAGGAGAUGGAUGAUCCUGGCCUUGCACUGAUCCCCAAAGCUCUGGUAGAGCUUUGGAGGUUCAUAUAUCCCUUGCCUUGUCCUGUGGCAUUUUCUGGCCCCAGACAGUAUCAGUUCAAAGAGGAAACAAUCUGGUUCUUCACCAUUGAAUUAAAAUUCACUGUUGUUUGAGGUUCUUAAUUUGUGUAAAUGAUCUCAUUUGUUCAUCCUCUCAUUUCCAGAGGAGUUGGUUGCUACAGCAGUUGCACACCUCAAGCAUGCAGUGCAUGCCACGAUGCUAAGUUGUUGGUGUGUGUGGCUUUUCCAGGGGAUACUUGCAAGUGAUGGUUAAUAAACUUAACAGAACGCUAAAUAAUUUAGGCCCAAAGUUUGGAUUUUAUAAAAAUUGGGACUCCCCGUACUUAAUAUGAAUAUGAGUAUUUUCUUUUUUUUUUUUUUUAUUCCGUGAUAAAAGGUUGUUCGAGUGGGCUUUCAUUUGCAUUUAGGUGUUUCCCUGUUCAGUUUUGGGAAUCCAGAAAAAACAGAAUCUGGCUAGGACUUGGAAGCUGGAAAUGAGACUAAAAACUAAGCAAAGCUAACGAGUCUAAUUUCCCUCUUGGAACUGAAUUAAAUGUAAAGGAACAUAAAUAAUGGCAAAUAAAUUGGAGUACAACCAUG
Alligator mississippiensis (American alligator) is the source of this 5603-nucleotide messenger RNA. It is a transcript of the gene MAF, whose product is annotated as MAF bZIP transcription factor. Gene Ontology annotation, cellular component: nucleus. Gene Ontology annotation, biological process: regulation of transcription by RNA polymerase II. Gene Ontology annotation, molecular function: RNA polymerase II cis-regulatory region sequence-specific DNA binding; DNA-binding transcription factor activity, RNA polymerase II-specific. NCBI's taxonomy places the organism in Eukaryota, Metazoa, Chordata, Crocodylia, Alligatoridae. Bases 903 to 1982 code for a protein of 359 amino acids. The transcript has 3 exons. The record is from RefSeq and is a predicted model, not a curated record.